Molecule: messenger RNA, 174 nt
Organism: Phytophthora nicotianae INRA-310
Lineage: Eukaryota; Oomycota; Peronosporomycetes; Peronosporales; Peronosporaceae
Exons: 2
Coding region: 1-174 (57 amino acids)
Source: RefSeq, a predicted model, not a curated record
AUGGACGAUGGUAAAGUUUCUGAAGCCUCACCAUCAUCCAUGUCUAGCAUGAACAAAGCUUAUGGUAAGCUGACCAACGGGAGACACCGCGUGGCUGCCACACGGUGUGGUGGCGUAACCAAGGGAUGCCAUACCAAUCAGCAGCCCCUACAAUUAGAGCUUCGCGAAGACUGA